AUGGGCAUGGGGAAUUCUGUCGGCUGCUGCAGCGAUCGCGACAAGGACGAAGAGUUGAAGGCCUCCAUCGGUCGGAAGUUGGGGUCGACCAAGGAGAGCUUCCGUGUCACGUUGACGAAGGCAUCUCCAGAUGACAAAUUCGGUAUCGCGUACCACGCUGAUAAGAAGGCCAUCCGUAUUAUUGGUAUUGCCGAGGGCUCUCUGAUGGACAAGUGGAAUAUGGAUAAUCCAGGCAGAGAGGUGCGCGUAGACGACCGCGUGGUCGAAGUCAAUGGAACAAGAGCAAAAUCGCAAAAGUUGGUUGAGUUAUUGGAGACCGAACACGCAGCGGACCUCCUUGUGACAAGACAGGUUAUUGCGCCCGAUGCCUUGGACGGCUACUGGCGAAGUAGCAACAACGAUGAUCCUGUGUUCAUACGAAAAUCAAAAGCCAAGUUCGAGAAUGGGAAGACAUGGACAUUGCACCUACGAGGCGAUGGCGGCAUUACAGCCAUGAGAUCAAGUGGCGAGCAAUACAGUGCAUCACUCUUGCAUGGUGGGCUACAUUGGGAUGACGGCGACGUUUGGGUACGGGACUACCAGGAGUACCGCAUUGACAAUUCCGUUCUGAAGAUUAAUUCCAAGGGCAUGGCCUACCGGACCAGAAAGGACCUCGACGCCAGAGCCCCCGAGGAGGAGGCCGGCUUCGCCAAGUGGGGCGACACGAUCACCGCCCACGAUUUGGAGGAUGGGUGGGUUUGCGUCCAUAUUGAUUACGAUACGUAUUACCUCCCGACUCACGUGAAGGGUAUUCAGGUGUUAGUCCCUCAACCUCCGACGCUCCGGGCUUCAGCCUCGGACGCACUUGGAAAGAGAGCGGCGCUGGAGGAGCCAGACGAUGCCCCUGAGCAGGAUCUGCCCGCGGCAAGCUCCACGGCGGCCAGCUCCACGGCCCAGUAG
Messenger RNA from Prorocentrum cordatum, 939 nucleotides. NCBI's taxonomy places the organism in Eukaryota, Dinophyceae, Prorocentrales, Prorocentraceae. The record is from the annotation of a GenBank genome assembly.